CCCACCUGUGCCCAGCAGUGCCACCUACAUGUGCCCAGCAGUGCCACCCACCUGUGCCCACCCACCUGUGCCCACCAGUGCCACCCACCUGUGCCCACCCACCAGUGCUGCCCACCAGUGCCACCCACCAGUGCAGCCCAGCAGUGCUGCCAGUCAGUGCCGCCAGUCAUGCCGCCAGUCAGUGCCCAGCAGUGAUGCCAGUCAGUGUCGUCUAUCAGUACCCAUCAUCAGUGUCACCUAUCAGUGCCGCCUAUCAGUGCUGCAUAUUAGUGCCGCCUAUCCGUGACACCUCAUUAGUGCUGCCUAUCAGUGCCCUUUAGUGCUGCCUAUCAGUGCCCAUCAGUGCCGCCUAUCAGUGCCCAUCAGUGCUGCCUCAUCAACGCACAUCAGUGA
This is a messenger RNA of Staurois parvus, 393 nucleotides long. Lineage: Eukaryota; Metazoa; Chordata; Amphibia; Anura; Ranidae. The record is from the annotation of a GenBank genome assembly.